Messenger RNA from Fonsecaea nubica, 3447 nucleotides. RefSeq lists its product as hypothetical. Gene Ontology annotation, biological process: transmembrane transport. The record is from RefSeq and is a predicted model, not a curated record. The coding region runs from base 1 to 3447 and encodes 1148 amino acids. Lineage: Eukaryota; Fungi; Ascomycota; Eurotiomycetes; Chaetothyriales; Herpotrichiellaceae. Gene Ontology annotation, molecular function: transmembrane transporter activity. The transcript has 6 exons.
AUGGCGGGUUUAGUCGAACAAGAUGAAAAGGCUCCUCGCCCGGCCACAGCUUCAACCACCGAGCUGGGGGUACCGGGGUCCGACUAUAUCGAAACAGAUCCGACGGCGGCAUUGAAAUACAUCAAAGCUAGCCACGUUGACCAUCCGAUUCACUGGCCAGCUUGGAAAAAGUGGACGAUUGUGACAGUCUACUGCCUCCUCCAAGUGUUUGUCACCAUGUCCUCGACGACCUACGCAUCGGCCAAGGGGGUGAUCGAAGAGCGUUAUGGUGGGACCGAACAGACCGUCACUCUGGGCCAGAGCAUGUUCAUCGUGGGGACUGCCAUCGGACCCGUCUUUCUCGGACCUUUGAGCGACGUCGAAGGGCGAAAAUGGGUCUAUGUCGGGUCCAUGGCACUCUUUGCUCUCCUCAACGUGGGCACCGCCCUGGCGCUCAAUCUGCCCAUGCUCAUCAUCUUUCAAUUUCUGGCCGGUGCGGCCGGGAGCACGGCGCUCACCAAUGUGGCUGGGACGGUUGCCGACUUGUACGGAUCUCUAGAUGGAGCAGGCCAGCCCAUGGCUCUGUUCGUCAUGAGUGCCAACAUCGGCCCGGGCAUCGGAUCUCCCGUGGGCGAGUUGAUUGUUGAAAACACCAGCAUGGGUCGGCCGUGGAUAUUCUGGAUCAAUGUCAUCAUUGGCGGUGCCUUUGCCGUCGGCAUGUGCUUCGUCCCCGAAACGCUGCCCCGGGUGGUCAUCAGGAACGCUGCCAGGCGCCAACAGAACCCAGACCCCGAGGAGACCGUGGUUGCUCACCAGCGCUUCGACCUUGUCCGCGAGACGGUGUUUGUGGUGACCAUGGCCCUGCGGAUCCUCGUCACCGAACCGAUUGUGCUCUUUUUGGGCGUCUUCAACGGAUUCGCCUAUGGUCUGCUCUAUCUCUACCUCGACGGGGUGUGGAAUGUUUUUGUCGUCAACAACGGUCUUUCUUACAUGGCAGCCGACUUGACAUAUCUCAAUUUCGUCGUUGGCGCCUUUAUCGUGUUUCUCUUCUUGCCCGUCCAGACUCAUUGGUUCACCAGAGAUCGACUCAAGCACGGCCACGCUCGUCCCGAAGCACGAUUCCUGACUUCGCUGGUCACCGUCUGGCUGUUCCCGGUGUCGCUACUGUGGUUCGCCUUCACCUGCGACGGCAACACCAACUACUGGUCGCCGAUUGUCGCCGGCGCGGUCUUGGGAUUCUGCGACCCUCUCCUCUGGUUGAGCAUGCUCAAUUACAUCGCCGACAGCUACUCCAACUUUGCCGCUUCCGCCAUUGCGGCAUUCUGCAUCCCAUCUUUCGCCAUUGCCGGAGCGUGCACACAUAUCGGAAUAAUCAUGUUUGAGAAUAUGAGCGCCAAAUGGGCAAUGGCGGUGUUGGGCUUCAUCUCGUUCGGAUUGGUGGCCCUGGUCUAUGUGCUCUACUUUUUUGGUCCCAAGAUCAGGUCCAUGUCGAAACUGGCAAACCGCGAGGUCGUCCACAUCCGUCGCCAACUGGGUCAGAAUGGCCUGGAGAUUCAAUUCUUGACCUCCAUUAGGGAAGACCUGGAACGGGCUCAGCCGACCGAGAUCGAAAGUAUCGUCCAGAGACUGACGGAUCACAUCGAGUCACUCAGAUUGGGGACAAGUUUGAAUCCCAACGCCAGCCUUGACAAGAUCCGACUCGAGUCGGGUCAUGGCCACCUCGACGAUGAUGCGAUGGCCUCCGUCCAAGGACAAGAUUCAGCAAUCGUGACGGCGGUCGAACAUCUCGCUUGGGGUCGCAGUAACGGCGACUGCUACCCGCAUCGACACUGCGGCUGUUUGUAUCGACAACAUUGGAUAGCCACGUCUCCGAUGAACAGCCAGUCGUUCGACUUUGCCGCGUCCCCCAUGGCGGCCGUGGCCACCCUUCCAGACUGUGCCGACGCGGAGAGAUUGGUAUCCUUCCAUCUCACACGCAUCACCUGGCACCACAACUGCAUCCACUCGCCGACCUUUUGGCGACAGUGCCAGGCGUUUUGGCAGACGGGGAAAUGCGACCAUCCCCAGUGGAUCGCCCUGUACUACUCCGUCCUGAGUACGACGUUGUUCUGCGUCCAAAACAGUGCCCAGUUUCUCGAAGAAUGCGACCUCGAAUCCGGCCGAGAAACGGCACAGCAGCUGUUCAAGACGAUGGUCGAGGUGCUCUACACGAGCAACUUUCUCCAAAACAUAUCCUUUUACGCCGUCCAGGCCAUUGUCAUUUCGACCGAGGUGGCGCACAAUUUCGGGCUGAGCCAGCUCAACGCCACCCUCUUCAGCGCCGCCAUCAGGAUAGCAGAGUGUCUGGGGGUGCACAAGAUUCAAGCCGGCGUGUCCCCCCAUUUGACCACCGAAGAGGCCUGGCAUGAGACGGUCGAAAAGGAGGUGGGCAGAAGGGUCUGGUGCCAGAUGAUCAUCCAAGACUACUUUGCCAUCCCGUUCACCGAUUCAUACACGAUCAAUCCCGCUCAAUACUCGACCAGUCUCCCCACCAACGCCCAUGACCAUGACCUCGCUGCAAGACCAGACUCGGUCCCCACCAUCAGUAUAUAUACCCGGGUGCUGGCCACGAUUGCCAAAUUGAUGCCCGAGGUUGUCGACGGAUUGGGACCGUUGAACGCCCGAAAGUCACUGGCAGAACAAUACCAACACAUUUUGCGCAUGGACCAAAAGAUGCGCGACGUUGUGCAGACCAUUCCCGACUUCCUCCUUCGUCAUGACGCCCAAAAGGAGGCACUGGUGGGCUGGUUGGGAAUCGCCCGUUGCAGUCUUGCCAUCACUGCGGCGGAAAAGAUCAUCAUGAUUCACAGGCCCUUCAUCUUCCGGUCGUUUCUCUCCGACGCCUAUGCCCGCACAAGACAGACGUGUGUGUUUGCAGCCGUGACGAUUCUGCGAGAACACGAGAACAUUGCCCGGUCGGGAGAAUUGUGUCUGUGGACUCACACGGCAUUCUGCAUCACGGCUACUGUUAUCCUCUGUUUUGAAAUCGUCAUGGGCCAAGCCACCCAUUCCAAGGACCGACACGAAAUGUUUAGGGGGUUGGUCCGCACGGCCACGAGUCGUCUCGAAGGCCGCAGGCACGACGUCUUGGCCAGGCGUGGGAUCUUUUUGGUCGACGCCAUCCUCGCAGAAGUCGAGGGAGACGAAGCCACGACGGGAAUAGAAGCUACUGAGAAAUACCCGAAGACGAAGACGAUUGAUUUUCACGACAUUGUGAAGCGCUUCAGUGCCGAUUGGGCUUUCUUGGGUGCAGCCGAGCUGGCCGCGCCGCUUCUCUACGAGGGGGGACAAGUCUAUGAAUAUGAGCCACAGGGCGAGUCUGCGAUACCUGCCACAGCGGUCGAUGCACACAAUCUGUCCGUGUCUGCCAACGAGGACUUUGAGGCUUGGUUCAGCGACGUCUUUGCAACGGCCGACCUGGUGCGGUGA